GUCUGUUUCGACGUUGGCUUUACGUGCUAAUAAACGUGUUCUCGUAUAUUUAAGCUAAUUACGUUAAUAAGCUAACUAUCAUCGCUUUUAACGUUAGCUACAUGCUACAUGCUACAUAGCUACGUGCUGCUGUGUCAUGCUGGAAGAACCAGAGACCAGAGAAACAUCGCGGGUUGAUCCGUCUGUGAACAGUCACAGACCCGCAUCAGAGAAGUCCCAGGACAUUUCUCAUGUGUUAGCGAACACUUUCAAGGACUUGUACACAAAAGACAUCAAUGGGAAGGACACUUUGUCCAACCUCAUCAAAACUAAGAAUGGAAGAAGCAGCUACCAUGACAGAUAUGUUGAGGAGCUUCAACAGGCUCAUUCUGAAUACAGCCAGCGUAUAAAAGAGGCUGACAUGCUGGAGAGUCACAUCAUUCAGGGCAGAGCUCGGGCUGCAGCGACAGAGAGCCAGGCCUACGAGAGGAUGAAAGAGGAGAUGGGAGAUGCUUAUGAUUACCACGGCCUCCUCACAGUCAAAUCAGCCUUUUCCUGGUGCGUAGACAAAGAUCUUCUUGAAAUGAACAACCUCAUUUCCCCCCAGGACUACUUACCUACACACAAACAACGAGUGGAAGCACCAGCAGCAAUAAAAUCAAGACCUGGCAAACCCACCAUCGCCUAUGCCAUGCACAUGUCCAGGGAGCCUCAGGAUGAUGGUUACACUCUAAUUCCCAGUCAAAAAAAGAUGGUCACUGAAAUGAAUGAGUUGGAUCUCAGCCUGACUUUCCAAUGCAGCUCAGAUACACCACCGAGGAAGAAAACUCCCAGGGAGAGACCCGUCCAAACCGAGUCCAAACCAAAGUGGAGAGGUGAGCCGAGCGCGAAGGAUCGGGCGGAGGGAAUGGAAAAACUGCAGAAGCUGAAAGAUCGACACAGUUUCCUACGCAAUCCUCGCUUCCUUCCUCCGAAUGCACAGCAGGGAGGCACAUCCCUCGUCCGGCCCAGAACCAAAGUGGGGAAGACGGAGAUUGUGAGGAAAAGGAUUGAGGAGCAAAGCUCGGCUGAAGAUCCGGUCUUCCUAGCAAAACCACCAGUGAUGGUUUUCGCUGACUACAGCGUGGGACAUGUUUAUGAGCGUACACUGGAGUUAAAGAACGUGACUUCUGCGAGCCGUAGUGUCCGAGUCAUCCCUCCUACCACUCCUUACUUCUCUAUUGGCCUCGGGAGGUUCCCCGGUGAAGGUGGCGUCGUUGCCCCAGGGAUGAGUUGUAAGUACACGGUGCGCUUCGCUCCAGACUCCCUGGGGGAUUAUGAGGACUUCCUCGUGGUGGAGACUCAGGCUGAACACAUGCUCGUGGUGCCAGUCGUGGCCAGAAGACCCCCUCCAAUACUCACAUUGCCAAGAGUUCUGGACUGUGGUUGUUGUCUGAUCGGAGGAGUGCGAUUUGUUGAGUUCCUGUGCCAAAAUGUUGGCCUCAGCGCCGGAACCUUCUGCAUCAUCCCCAAGAACCAGUGGCCAGCUUCCAACCUCAGGUCUGUGGCAAAGAAGUACUUUUCUGAGCAGCCACCCUUUGCAGUCAGCCCGUCUCUGUUUGUGCUGCAGCCAGGAGAGGCCGCUGUGGUGGAGGUGGUCUUCUAUCCAACCUCUGCUGAGAGGAGCUGUCAGCUGUUCACUGUUGUGUGUGACAACUGCCAGGUGAAAGACAUUUCCAUUGAAGGUGAGGGCCAGCAGAUUGCACUUGUUCUUGUGUCUGUAUCUGGGCAGAAGGAGCCUCCUGUGGUGGGAGAGGUGCAUGACCUCACUGCGGAGCACUUUGUCCGCUUCAGCCCAUGUAACCCUCACUCUGUGCAGCAGAAGAAACUCAUCAUUAGAAACAAUGUCCACUUGGAGCUGCCUUUCCAGUGGCAGAUCAUGAAGCCCAACCUGCAACCUCAGCUUCCAGGGGAAACCCCAGAUCUCUCUCAUAUCCAGUCCCACUCGGCCACAGACGAUGUUUUCUAUGUAAACCCCCUGACAGGGAUUCUGGCCCCCUGCGAGGAACAAGAGUUUCUGUUCACCUUCUGCCCUAAAGAGUUGAAGGAUUACCACAGCGUCUGUCACUUGGUCCUGAGCGACGUCCCCCAGCUGCCAGCAGAGCCUCGUGACGAUGGUGUCCUUCAGCCUGUGCGCAUGGGCUCCAAGGUGAGCGACGUCAUCGUCAUGGAGAUAGAGGUCAAGGGGUCAACAGAGCCGUACCAGGUGCUACUGGAGCCCUAUGCCGUCGUAAUCCCCGGAGAGAUUUUUAUUUGCACAACCGCCCGCAGACCAUUCAAGAUGUGGAACCACAGCAGAACCUGCAUCUUCUUCCAGUGGGAGAGAAUGACCAGCAGCAGCCACAGGGUAGAGGUAGAGCCCUCUACUGGUGCAAUAGAGGAGAACGAGUGUUUCGACUUCGACCUGAUUUUGAGUGGAGGGAAACCAGAGAGGGUUGUGACCAGUCUGGCUUGCCACAUAGAGCACCGCCACGAGCCCGUCACUUUGGCCGUGGAAGUUUCUUUCAAGGGUCCCAUAGUGACCCUCGGUGUGCCCAGUGUGGAGUUUGGGCUCAUGAAGCUCGGGGAGCGCACACAGAACACGCUGCUGCUCACGAACAUCACGCCGCUGGAGGCCUCCUGGAUGCUCAAGGAGAGAAACAAUAGUCAGCAGGAUAACCAAGACACACAGAUUAUAGUGGAGCCAUGCAGAGGUGUGCUCCCCCCUUUGACGUCUUGCAGUGUGGAUGUGCUGUUUAGUCCACGUUUGUGCCAGCGGUAUGAAACAGAGCUGGAGUUGUCAGUGGAGAGAGGAACAGGAUGCCACCUGUCGGUGCGAGCAGAUGUGCAGUCUCCUCGGGUGUGUCUGCUGAACUGUGAGCUGCUCCUCUCUGAACUCUACGUCGGAGUUCCUGCCAAAGCCACCAUCACUCUAUUCAACCAGACGCCGCUGCCUUCACACUUCAGCUGGAUGGAUCAGCUCCAGGGGGAACAGGCAGAACUGUGUACGGCCACCUUCGACCCCUCGUCCGCCACUCUGGGACCUAACGCCAGUGUGGAGAUCACGGUUAACUUUAUCUCUCACACAGAUCUGGAGCUGACUGAGGUGGCCGCUCUCUGCGACGUCCAGGGGAUGAACUCUCCGCUCGUCCUUUGCAUCGUGGCUUCCAAAACCAAGACGCUCAGUGUGUCCUACUCGCUGGCCAGUGUCUGCUCCCCCCCAGCUGAUGACAGCCCCGCAGCACUUUUGCUUGACUUUGGAGACGAUGUUAUUUUGAAGAGACCCGUCACUAAGCAGUUAUUGAUAACCAAUCGCACCGCUAUCCCUGCGCCUUUCACCAUCGAGGCAGAGUAUUUCCCCUGCCAUGCCUCAAAGCUCAAUAGGAAGUCAGAGACGAGAUUCACGUACGUCAAGCGGCCGCUUCACUCUGUUCAAGCCGAGAAAGUAGAACAAAAAGAGCACGAAGAGCUCGUGAGCAGCCUGCUGGCUCAUGGAAAGGGCGCAGCUUUCUUUGUCUUACCAGACACCGGGACGCUGGGAGCUUUUGAGAGCCAGACCGUGGAUGUCACUGCCUACACUGACAUGUGGGGGGAAUACAGAGAUCACCUCAUAUGCAAAGUGGGGAACCUCCGGCCCACGCUCGUUCCCAUGCAGAUGACGGUGACAGGCUGCCCGCUCUACUUCCAAAUCACAGGCCCACGUCCGGAUGAGCAGAACCAGGGGCCGAGCAUACAGUUUGGCACUCACGUAUCUGGAGGUGACACGGUGUCUCGUUCUCUUCGCAUUAACAAUCCCACCAUGUUUGAUAUCCGCAUGGACUGGGAAACAUACAACAUCCAUCAGAAUGACCGUCAGCUGGUGGACGUUGUGGUGGCAUACGGACACGCCUUUCCUCCUAAAGAUGCUGACGGCAACGAGCUGUUGAGCGGCGCGCUGAGGAUUUCUGGUGGGAACGUUGACACGGCCCGGGAAAGGAACCCGUCCCCGGGCUCCGAGGGAACGAGCGCCUCCUCCCUCCGAAGCGUGACCAGCGGGGAGGAAUACGUUUCUGAGGAAGAACGUGAGGAAGAGGAAAUCCGUCUUUAUCCAUCUCCCGCAAAGACAAAACUCAUCUCCGUCCACAUCAGACCUCAUGUGGGCAACCUCUCGGAUUACCCAUACUGCAUCACACCCCAGCAAGUAGUGAUUCCAGCGAAGAGCAGCAGCACCAUCCAUGCGUCGUUCACUCCUUUGACUCUUUCUGGUUCAGGUUGCGAGCACAGAUGCGUGGGCCUCGCUCUGGGCUUCAUGAGUCUAGACUCCGAGAUGGCCGCCUGCGUCCCGGGUAAAGUUGGAAGAGCUCAGGGUUUGGAUCUGGAGCCUGUCAGAAUGGAGCUCCUAGCAGCCGUUAAGCCUGCAGUGCUGUUAGUGCAGAUGGAGGAGGACGAGGGGAUGCUGGAGUUUCACGCCUCGGCCGGUGAUUUACUGACGGCACAAUCAGAGGAGAGAAAGCUGGUCGUUGGUGAAUUUGACAUCACACGGACCCUGGAGCUGAAAAACAACUCAGGAAUGACCCUACACUUCAGACUGGCCGCUCAGCUUCCAUUUGUAGUGCUCAAGCCGCAGCCUCGAGGCCGGACCAGCUGCUCCUCCAGCAACCCGCCCACUGGUGACAGCCAGUGUCUGCUGCUGCAGCCACAACACAGCAUGCAGGUGCAGGUGGCGUUCCGCUGCUCCCUGGCCCUGCUGGACCAUGCAGACCAGGCGGAGGAGGACGUUCCUCCUGGGGUGACGUUGAUGCAUCGUGCAAGAGGGGGAAGGAAGCUCAGGUUCCAGCAGAACCUCCUGAUUCACUACAGCAACAACAGCCUGCAGACGGUGCCUCUCUGUGCCCAUUUGGAUCUCGCAACACUGCGUCUGUCCAGCGACAGCAUCGACUUUGGGUUCUGCUACACGGGGCAGACGCAUGUAAUAGAAGUUAACCUCUACAGCCACGGAGCACACGCUUACUGGAAAUCAGUUAUAGACUCAGAUACAGGAGACUCCCAUGUGUUCAGAGUGACACCAGACUUCGGGCCUCUCAGGUCUCAGCAGCUCCACGUCCCCGGCUGCAGCCGGUGUCUCCAGAUCAGCUUCACUCCCAGUGAAGACAGAGAGUUCAGGGCCGUGGUGGUGAUCCAGUCUCCUGUGGUGAAGACCGCCCUCACUCUGCAGCUCCAGGGAACAGGAUCCUACGAUGAAGCGUACAGGUCCAACUAAACGUCACAACAUCACCACCUGCUAUUUCACAUUAAGUUGUUUCUAAGUCAUUUUGUAAGAAUGUGAAUAAAUAUGAAGUACAACUUCAUUACGUAUAACUGAACCUUUAUUAAUAAGUAAAUGAUGAACUUGUGUCGAUUAAUAAUGCAAUAUAUUAAGACUUACAGUAGA
This is a messenger RNA of Cottoperca gobio, 5407 nucleotides long. RefSeq names its product DLEC1 cilia and flagella associated protein (gene dlec1). Gene Ontology annotation, cellular component: cilium; cytoplasm. Gene Ontology annotation, molecular function: tubulin binding. The record is from RefSeq and is a predicted model, not a curated record. Lineage: Eukaryota; Metazoa; Chordata; Actinopteri; Perciformes; Bovichtidae. Gene Ontology annotation, biological process: negative regulation of cell population proliferation.